Messenger RNA from Notolabrus celidotus (New Zealand spotty), 10247 nucleotides. It is a transcript of the gene rreb1a, whose product is annotated as ras responsive element binding protein 1a. Gene Ontology annotation, biological process: regulation of transcription by RNA polymerase II. The record is from RefSeq and is a predicted model, not a curated record. Gene Ontology annotation, molecular function: DNA-binding transcription activator activity, RNA polymerase II-specific; RNA polymerase II cis-regulatory region sequence-specific DNA binding. Gene Ontology annotation, cellular component: nucleus. Lineage: Eukaryota; Metazoa; Chordata; Actinopteri; Labriformes; Labridae. The transcript has 12 exons. The coding region runs from base 1 to 4914 and encodes 1637 amino acids.
AUGCAUUCUGGGUGUGAUUUCUGCUGCCUGUCUUUCCGCACUCACCGCGGUCUGCUGCGUCACAAUGCCGGGGUUCACAAGCUCCUCCCCCAGGACCCCAACGGGCGCCCGUUCAUCCAGAACAACCCCUCCAUCCCCACCGGCUUCAACGACCUCGCCUUCAUCGACUUCUCCUGCAAGAAGUUCGCCCACAUCGCACAGGUCUGGUGUGAGACCAACCUCCGCCGCUGCAUCAGUAAGUUCCACCGCUUCGUCUGCGACUCCUGCGACAAGGCGUUCCCGCUCCGCUCGGCGCUGGACCUCCACAAAACCACCUCCCACUCCGACAAACCCGCCCUCGCUGAGACGCAGGAGGACAGAGACGAGGAAGAGGAGGAGGAGGAGGAAGAGGAGGAAGCUGAACCAGAGGAGAGGAGCGAGGACAUGGAAGACCUCCCUGUGGGGAAGUCCAGCUUCUUGGAGGGGCUCGGUCUGCAGCACAUCACAAAGGUGAAGUCCGGUCCCACAGACGAUGAGAUCCAUCAGGCUCACCUGGACAGCAUCAAGGUGAUCCACGUGGAGCCUCCCUCCUCCAGCCUCCCUCAGGAGCCGGCCUCUGCCUUCCUAUCUGGGGGUCUGGGGCUGACUCUGGGACUCGGCAUGGGGGGUCUGGCGGCCCUCAGCAUCCCGCUCCUGGAUGCGUCUGGCUCCGCCUCCGCCCUGCAGGGCCUCACUCAGCGUGACGCCCUCAGCCUGCUGUCCCUGCAGCCGUUCCCCACCGGCCUUCUUCUGCAGCCCGACGGGGGCGCCGCCACCGGGAGUUCGGCCUCAGCAGGAUCCAAACCCGGGGAGGCGGGCGGAGCCGGGAUCAUGGAGCUCGCCGACAUCCAGCAGAUCCUCAAAGUGGCGAGCGCAGCGCCCAAUCAGAUGGGGCUGACCCUCCCACCGCUCGCCAAAGCUCCAGGAUUCGCCGGAGGUCAGGGUCUGGUCCAGGGUCAGAAGUCCAUGCCUCCGUUAAAGCCCAAACCUCCCAUCACCCCUCGCUCCAGCCUCACCGCCACGACCCCGCCCCCCCUGCAGAGCUCCCAGCAGGCCUCGCUGGGCUGCAUCAGCCCCAGUCUGCCCCCUCCCACCCCCUCCCUCUUCAAAACCCCGUCCUCGUCAGCCGGCAGCGGAGGGCAGCUGGACGCAGACUGCAUGGGCGACGCUCACACGCCUCUGUCCGACUCACCGCCAGCCGUUUCCAACGCCGUGCACGAGGAGGCGGGGCUUGGCGGGAGGAAGCCAGGAGCCAAAACAGGAAGCGCCCCCAUCGCCGGCUCGGCUAAAGGCUCGUUCCCGUGCCGAUUCUGCGACCAGGUGUUCUCCUUCUCCGGCGUCCUGCAGGCUCACAUGCGCUUCCACCUCGGCAUCCUCCCUCACCAGUGCAACAUCUGCGACUACGUGGCGCCGGAUAAAGCCACGCUGAUCCGACACCUGCGGACGCACAGCGGCGAGCGGCCGUACGUCUGCCGGGUCUGUCAUUACCCGUUCACCGUGAAGGCCAACUGUGAGCGCCACCUCAGGAAGAAACACGCCAAGACCUCGAGGAAGGACAUCGAGAAAAACAUCAAGUACGUCACCUCCACCAUCACGGCGAACAUCGCCGCGGGCGCCCCCGCGACUACGACCACGACCACCGUGGACACGGAGACGGGCUGCGGCGGCGGCGCAGAGACCACCUGCAGGUUCUGUGGCGAGGACCUGAAGAGCUACCGGGCGCUGCAGAUCCACCUCCGCACGCACAACGGCUGCCAGAGGAAGCCAUUCGAGUGCCGGCGCUGUGGAGCCGCCUUCCUCGCCAAACGGAACUGCAUCCACCACCUGCUGAAGCAGCACCCCGAGGUGCAGGAGCGGGAGAUCGAGGAGCACAUCGCCACGCUGCUGCCCGCCGCUCAGUCCGCGGCCACCGUCGCCCCGGUCCGAGCUGCCCCCGUGUCUCUGAACGGGAUCGGGCAGCCGGCGGUUCAGGCGGUGCAGACGGUGAAGGUGGAGGACGUGGCGUUUCCCGCCGAUCUGGACCAGCCGCUCGACUUCUCCGCUAAAGGCCGCAGCAGCCAAGCGGGGUCACCCGGGGUCAAACUGGAGAGCGUCUCCCCGACCUUCGACUGCUCCGGUCUGGACCAGCCCAUCGACCUGUCCAUCCCCAGCAAGAGGCAGAGGAGGGAGCCGGCGGGCGGAGAGAGGAAGGAGAUCAAGACGGAGCAGAGCGGAGGCGGAGGCGUAGGUGGCGGCGGCGUGGAGCAGCAGCUCGUCUCAAAGGAGGAAAAGACGGUAAGCUCUCUGCCUCCCCUCCACCCUCACCCACAGCUCGGCUGCUACCAGCUCCCCCCUGGAUCCACCCCGCCUCCCGCCUCCCUCCCCAACAUCAACAACUCCACCCGAGCCCAGCGCCUCAAACCCCUGCUCCCCAAACCGGCCACCACCACCACCACCACCUCCUCCACCUCUCCCUCCUCCUCUGCCAGCAAAGACCUGCCUCCUCUGGCCUCCAUCGCUCAGAUCAUCCACUCGGUGUCCGGAGCUCCAGACCUCCUGAAGAGGGACGCGGGGGCGGAGGGGAAACCCCCGGGUGGAGUCGCCUCCGCUCAGAGUGAUCCUGCUGCAGCUGCACCCGGACCAUCUGCUGCCGCGGAGGCACCGAGUGACACCGCCGCCCCCGCCGCCGCUCCUGCUGAAGGACCCAGCAGGAAGCGCUCCAGGAAGCGGCCCGUCGCUCUGGCUGUGAAGGAGAAAGCGUCCAGCAGCGUUGGAGGCAUCGACCUGGAGUCCAGCGGGGAGUUCGCCAGCGUGGAGAAAAUGCUCGCCACCACGGACGCCAACAAGUUCAGCACGUACCUGCAGACGGGAGCCGCCGACAUGGGAGCAAAGAGAGAUGUGGAGCGAGCAGCAGGAGGAGCCGAGGAGAAGGAGGAAGUGAAGCCGGCGCCCGCAGGAGGGACGGCGGCGGCGGUGGGACCUCAGUCCAAAGGGAAGAAGAACGCUUACUCCAACUCAGUGCAGAAGAUGACGUGUCCCUUCUGCCCCCGAGUGUUCCCCUGGGCCAGCUCUCUGCAGAGACACAUGCUGACACACACAGGUCAGAAGCCGUUCCCGUGUCCGAAGUGCGACGCCUUCUUCUCCACCAAAUCAAACUGUGAGCGCCACCUGCUGAGGAAACACGGCGUCACCAACCGAACUCUGCGACGCAACGGCAGCCUCAACAAGAAGGACGGCGAGGAAGGCUCGCAGGAGAGCGCAGAGAGUCAGUCCGAGACGGAGCAACACACGCCGGAGGGAAAACACCACAGCGGUGGAGCUUCAUCAGCUGACAUGGACUCCGCCCCCAACGCUGACAGCCCCGCCCCAUCAGAGCAAGAAGGGGAGUGGUCAUCACCUGUAAGCCCCGCCCACAAAACAAACCAUGGUUGCUCAGCUGAUGGUGAUGCAGAGCAGCAGGACACACACACAACAGAGCAGCUGGACCAGCAGGGGGCGCCAGAGACCAGAACAGCAGCGGGGAAACAGACUCCACUGAGCAGCAGCACCAAGGUGGAGAGCACGGACGACGAGGAGGACUGCCACAGCAACAAAAGUUUGGACCUUAACUUUGGCAAGAAGCUCAUCGACUUUAAGCUCUCCACGUCGUCUGCCCCCCCCGCUCAGGACGAGCAGCCCCCUCAGUCCUCUUCCUCCUCCUCAUCCUCAUCCUCAUCCUCCGCUCCUCCAGUAACCACAGAGAGCCCGGAGAAGGAGAGAAGCUCCUCCUCCCCCUGCAGCAGCCCCUCCGUCAAGCAGCAGCCAGACUACAAACACGUCUGCCGAAUCUGCAAGAAGAGCUUCAGAUACGCCACCACCCUCGCCCGCCACGAGAGGGCGCACCUCACCGAGGACACGCCCACUCCUGCGCCGGCGGAGGAGGACCCGCCUGCGAAAGAGGAGGCGACGACGGAGAGCAACGCCACAGCAGAGGAGAGGGAGGAGGAGGAGGAGGAGAAAGAGGAGGAGCAAGGGAAGGAGACGGAGAUGGAGGAGGACGAGGGAGGAGUGAGGGGAGGAGACAGCGGGGAGUCUGAGGAGGAGGAGAAAGAGAAGGAGGAGAGGAGCGAAGAGGAGGCGUCAGAACCAAAGAGUUUAGAGGGAGGAAGAGUCGACAAGAGGAAGAAGAUCUGCAAGGUCUGCGACAAGAGAUUCUGGUCUCUGCAGGACCUGACCCGACACACCCGCUCACACACAGGUGAGCGGCCGUAUCAGUGUCAGACCUGCGAGCGGACCUUCACCCUGAAGCACAGCCUCGUUCGCCACCAAAGGAUCCACCUGAAGCCCCGCGGAGCCGACGGAGCCUCGGCCGGGAACGACGACGCCGCCAGCGAGGACGGAGACUCGUGCACCCCGACGCCGACCUCCACCUGCCCGCCCUCGGAGAACGAGAGCGAGUGUGGGAGCGCCACCGCGGGGGUCAAGGAGCUGGAGGAGGAAGAGGAAGAGGAAGAGGAGGAGGAGGCAGAGGAGGCAGAAUCAGCCACAGUGGAGGGAGAAGAUCCAGAACCACCAACAACCAGAGUUUCUGAGGAGGCGUCUGAACUCUCAGACGAACCAGAGACGCAAAAACCCGCCGCCGCCGCCGCCGCCGCCACGCCUCCGACACAACAAGCUUCUGAAACAAAGACGACGACAGGCGACGAGUCCUCAGCCAGCGACCUGAAAUCAACGCCUGACUCAAACAUCUCCAAAGACACCCCCUCCUCCUCCUCCUCCUCCUCCUCGCCCUCCACCUCCCCGCCCGAGGAGUCCUCGACGGCCGCCCCCGCCGCCGCCACCGACGGCUUCAUCCAGGGGCUGCUGGAGAUCCACGCCAAGCCCCCUCUGGAGCACAUCCUGCCCAACGGGGAGCCUCCUCUGGUGGGCGCAGACUGAGGGAAGCUCCCCCCUGACUUUCACCACAGUGCCAUACGACGGAAAGACGCUACACCAUUGAUGACGAUGACGAUGCAAAAACCAGCCGGAGACGUUUUGAUAGAAAGAAAGAGGAAACCUCGUUUUCUUGAAGUGCCUUACUACUAGUCCUACUUCUAAGAUGUUUUUGCUAUAUCUUUAUCUGCAUUAUUACGGAGGAUGGAUCUAAUUUUUAUAGCUUUUUAUGAUGACAAUGAUUUGCAUUGCUAUUUUUUGUGCGGGGAAUCUAUAUUUCAGCAAUAAAAAGAAUAAAGUUAUGAUUUAUUAUUGUCCUAGAAUUUGUUUGAGAAUUGAUGAUCAACUGAAGAGAAGCAGAGCGACAAAGACUCACAGACUGUCUGACUCUGCGCUCCUUCUUCUGUAUUUAAAACCUGAGACUGAGACCGACCCGGCUCUCGAGUCAGGGUGGAGAACUUUGUCCGCCAGUCAGCUUGGAUAUUCUUGAUGAAAUGGCGUCUGGAGGCGGAGGCUGCCAAAGUGUCACCAGCAGAAGAAGACUUCCUCUGACGGCCGCCGGUCGUCUCGCCCGGAAGCUUUUUGUAAAACUGGAAUAAAAAAAAACACAAAAAGACGUCGUCCUUUUUUCGGCUUCGCUUCCCCAACAAUCGGUCUCUCGUCUGGCUCGCACGAACACAUUCGCGAACUUUUCAAUCCGUGGAUCGGCGUGUGAGCCCGGACUCUCUGACGGGGCCGAUGAUGAAGUGUCGAUCAGUUUGUGUUCUCCGUGUUGUUGUUGUUUUUUUUUUAAAACCCAUCACACUAUCGACCCCUUCCUCCCUGGAAGCCCCCCCCGUGAGUCCGUGUGUUGAUAACUUCUCAUUCAUAAUCAUUCUCAGUUGAUUCCAUGUGUGUACAGAGAGUUGAACAUGUGGCACGUGAUGUUAGAGUAUUUCUUUUCUUUGUGUGCGAUCAGUGAAUUAUCGGUGUCGGGAGGGGAAUUCUUGUGUUUAUGUGGAUUUUUUUUUUUUUUUUAUUACUGAACAAAUCAAAAAUUUCUCUGUAUGUGUGCAAUUGUGUGUGACUUCCACCUGUCUCUCACCAUCGCCCCCUAGUGUUCGUGUAGGGUUUAUUACAGGGCCUGUGGCGUGCUGACGUAUCCGCCGCUAACACGUGAUCCAGGUUCAGUUUACCUCAACCUCUGCUUUUAACUGCAACCAUUAAAGACGACAUCGAAGCAGCUCUGUCGGCAAACCUUCAAAUCUGUGUCUUCCUAAGCCAGGCUAGCGAGGCUAAUUCCUAGCUAGCCUGGUUUCCAACGUGGGGAAAGUCUGAGCUAGCCAGGGCUAACCCACCAGCAUGGCGAGGGUUAGCAUAUCAUAGCAGCUUCACAGAGCUAACCAAGCUAACCAAGUAUCACCAGCAGUAAAACAGAAGAGCUAACGAGCGCAACAAGCCUUCAAACACACAAAAACAGCACUUACUAGCAUAUCUUAACAUCCUUCAAAAGGGCUAACUCUAGCUAGCUUUAGUCUGUGUUGUUUGUAUUACACAGGCUAACCAAGCUAGCAAUUUCUCUACGUGAUUGAUAUCUACAGUUUGGUCAGUUAGCCCCUAGCUAGCUUUCAUUAUUAACUCUGGAUUCGUGCAGACGUUAAUGAAGCUAAAGCUCGGCUAACUAGCUUGUUUUUGUCAGUUAACGCUAGGCAGCUUCAUCCAAAAUGUAGCAAACCCUAGCUACAAACACAUGCUAGCUAACUCAUCAGACUUGUGUAUUUCUUUUCAAGUCGGGUUAGCUCUGGCUAGUUCUGGCUUCAACGCGACAGCUAAAGGCUAACGACAACAAUCAAGCUAAUGCAUCUCUAACCUUGUGGAUGGCGUGUAGCUAGCGGCGGGUCUCCUUCCAGUAUUAUUUUGGCGUCUUGCGUUGGGCUCUGGACGGUGUCUGUGCUGUUACGUCGCCCCGUUUCCUCCAGCGUUGAUUUCAGGACGUUUUUAAACUCGUCGUUGAUUUAUCGUCGAGGAGGUCGAAGGAUCCUCAAAGACACGUGGUGAUGAAUUUGGCGGUUAAGACAAUCAGUUGUGAUCUUCAAUAAAAUAAAAAAACAGAUAAAAAGUUAACCCCCUAAUUUGAAUCUUAGUGGUUUCCAGAAGGAGCUAGAUGACAGGUUGAAAGGAUGGAUGAAUGAAUGAAUGGUUGAAAGGAUGGAUGGAUGAGGGGGCGAGUUAAAGGUAUUACCCUACUGCACAAACAAACACAAGUUAAAGGGCUGACUCCGCCCCCUCAUGCCAACCAAACCGGACGUUUCCACAGCUGUACAGGGCGCUGACGUGCGUACGUGUGUGUGUGUGUGUGUGUGUUCUCGUUUUGGUGUGUGAAGUUGAAUAUAGCUAAUUUUUUUCCUCUUGUACAUUUUCGUCUCUUUGUUUUUUAUUUUAAAUGAAGCAACCUCAAAACGAAUCAAACCUCAGCGGCUCAUAACGGAACUGUAAGGCGACGACGGUCAGUCAUCACGCCGGUCUGAUUUAAUAUUGAACAACAACGACCGGACUGACUGUCUGGCUGACUGGACGCUGCUGUGAACUGGCACUAACAAUUUCCCAAAACUACUACUUACUACUUCUACUGCUAGUACUACUACUACUAUGGUGGAAUAUCGCAACACAAUCGAGAGAGGGAGAGAGAGUUUCUCUAAGACGUCACAUUUCAGGUUUUAAUAAAGAAAUGUAGCCGGUAGUUUCCCCACGUCAGAGCGAAUUCAACGUCUUACUGUGAGUCUAAAUGAAACUUUGACUCGCUGACACAAACUCAAAACUUACAUCCUUUGACCAGAAGUCAACAAAAGAGCGUUUCUACAUAUUCAACGUUGGUGCUUUCUUUGCGUGGGCGUAACUCCUCGUUAUUAGCAACUUAAAAUAAAGUAGAAAAGUUAGCAUGGAGCGAAAAGCUGCAUUACAUAAAAUACAUCCUGUUAGCAGAUAAGACACGCACGAAAAGAACUUCGUCAAGUCGUGUGGAAACGGAGUCUGAAAUGAGUCUUUCGUUAGCUUGUUGGCUAACGUGAGAAUGCGAUCGCAGUUAGCUUCUGUAACCUGUUACUUUGAUAAAUUAAAACCCAACCCUCUGAGCGUUCGAAGCUAACGAUCAGACGGGAACAAAACGUGUUUUUAAUCGGUUCCUUACGACCUUUGUUACUCCAUCUUUGUCUUUAGCUAACGUCGUGUUUCUGGCUGAGUAAAAAAAAAAACACGAAAAAGUAAAGCUGGGGCGAAAAACACGUACGAUUGACAAAAAAAACUUGGUCCGAUUUUGUGGAUUCAAUUGCUGACAGUUGGUUUAGCUAGCCUGCUCAGUAACAUUCGUUAGCUCGUUGGCUAAAGUAACAUUAAGUUCAUGCUAGCUUCAAUUUGUCUCCAGUAUUAAGUAACUUUAUCGUAUCACUGUGUUUGAGAAUAAAACAACGACUCAGUGCUCCGAAUAUCUGAAGCUUUUGAUACGAAGUUUAAAAAAAGGUUAGCCUCUUCUGUUUCGCCAUCUUCGUCGUUAGCUAGCGCCUCGCUCUUGUUGUUUCCAACUGGUACGUAAGAUUAGACAAAAUGUUCUUAGUUUUGGGAAUUUUAUUCGUUAGCAUGUCGGCUAACGUAACAAUAAGUUGAACUCUGCGUUAUUACUGCGUUUUCGUAGAAUGCCGAAAAAUAGAAUCUCCCAGGGAAUCUUUUAAUAUUAAGCUAACGAAAGUUGUUUAAAACUUGUCGUGCUUUCUAACAUCGUGAAAAUAAAAGAGUGAAAUUAUAAAUCCUUUUUUGAGACCGAACACUUGUAAAUAUUUGCGUAGGUUUGGGGGUUUCGAGAAUUCAAGCACCAGCAGCCGGUUAGCUUGUUUGGUUUGUAGCUUUCGUUAGCAUGUCGGCUAACGUGAGAAUGUUUUUCGCUCCAACAUUCUCUCUUUAACGUUGAUUCCUGACUCAGUAGCUAACUUACUAACUACGUCGCAUGUUGAGGAGUAACACGGCUAACACGCUAAGUUAGCAUAAAAGAAACGGGUUGCUUCUGGUCAAAUAUACAAAAUUUCCUUCAUUUUUUUAAAUAAAAAAUUUAACUUCCUGUCCGUUAAUUUAAAGAUUGUAAAUUUUGAAUUAGUUGAAUUAUGAAUUAUUUAGCAGAAACUCUCACUUCCUGUUUCUCUCUCUCUGUUUAAUGUUUUGUUCGCUCUCUCUGUACACGCCUCUCCCUGGGGAGUGUGUGUAAAUGUUCUUUCUGUGUGUGUGUGUGUGUGUGUGUGUGUGUGUGUGUGUGUUUGCACGGCCAUAUGAAUACUGGACUUCCAUUGGAAUGCACAUGGACUGUUUUUAAAUGUAUUUAUCUGGAGCCCAGGUGUGUGUGUGUGUGAGUAUGUGUGUGUGUGUGUGUCUGAGAGAGAGAGUUAGUGUCUACAAUGACUUGAGAAGAAGCCAUGUAUUAAGAAUAUCACAUUGAUGCUGCAGAACUGUUGUGAGGAACUGAUGGUUUGUGUUGUGGACUAACCGGCUCUCCGUAGGCCGGGUCGUGAAGCGGACUAGCAAUAAGAAUCCCUCUGAAUCCAAAAAGCUUUACGUGGGUCUCCUGUAUGAGUUGAGAACAGACUGUGUGGGUGUCUUGGUUCUGUUGUUUUGAGUUUAGUGGAUCAUGAUUUGGAUGUUUUUGUUUCUUUCUAUAAAGCGUAUAAACUGUGAAGAUUCAUGUGUUCAGUUUAAGGGUGAGUUUUUAGGUUAGUUAUUUUUUUUGCAUGUUAAUCUAAUUUGUUCAAUUAUGGAUGAUUUCUCCUUUUCUCCAUCUCCUCUCGCUCUACACAUAUAAAUAUAUAUAUAAAUAUAAGAUUUAUAUAACCUCGCUCUCAGGGUCUUUCACAAAUCCAUUAUCCGACAUGCUUCAUGUUCUCUUUCCUGAGUUGCUCCUCGUUCUUUCCAACUCCUGAUGAUUUUGUCUUCUUUUUUUUUAAAUAAUGAUUCAGAACUGUCAAUCACUACAUUUAGCACUUGACUGUGAACUCGUCGUCACCUAACAGAUAUGAACAGAAUAUCUCGGACGCGCGUCUCUGUCCGCUCCCCCCCCGUCUCGGUCUAACUCUCGGUCCUGGUCAGAGGUCAAAGGGAACGUCUGAGAGGAGACCUCCUUCAGACCUCCUCGAACAUAAACACACGAAUGCUGGACCUCAAUCAGAAAGCAUUAAACGCACCAUCAUGUUGGAAGCCUUCCUCCCUCCUGCUGUUAGAACAUGACAGUGUUUCACAAAGUCAAGAGAUGUAAACCUGUUCUGUAUUCAACCCAAUAAGAGAAAGCAAUAAAGAUUAUAUCAAGGAAAGGUGUGUGAAUCAAA